AUGUUUGACAAACCCCAGGACUUGAAGUCUCACCAGGAAACCCAUAACCCUCACGAUUUGGAGAAGAAUAUGAAGAGCUUCUGCGAACCCUUAGUCUAUGUAGAUGUAUCAGAGAUCAGCUGCAAGUUAUGUUACGCGAGAAUGGAUGACGUAUUUCAACUUGUAGACCAUUUGAUAAUCCUACAUGAGAUACCUUUUGAUAGAGAAAUUGGCAUCAGUUUGGUGCCUUUAAACUUGGAUGAAGGACCGAAAUGCUUCUUUUGUGCGAUGGUUUUGAAAACCUACGCAUUGUUACUCGCGCAUAUGAAUAAUUUUCACAAGAACUACUUUAAAUCUUCAUGCGCCAAGUGUGGGAGACAGUUCAAAGGUUACGAAGACUUGUGUCGACACGCGAAAAAUCAGAUCUUAGACGAUUACCAGAAAUGUUCGCAAUGCGGUUUGCUGGUGAGUUACGGGGUUUUACGAGCUCAUAUGAAGGAUGUACACGGAAAGAGGUACAAAUGCUUAAGUUGCUUCGAGUUCUUUACCAGCCAUUACAAACGUUCGAACCAUAUGGCCGAUGUUCACAAUCGGAGAGACAGAGUCAAGUGCUCCUAUUGCAAUAAGACGUUCAUCUUCAAGAGUAUCAUGCAGAGGCAUGUCAAAGUGAACCAUUUGAAGGUCAAAAACGUGGUGUGCGAUAUUUGUGGUUGGAAAACCUUUGGGAAACAUGCAUUGGUAAAUCACUUGGCGCGCCACACCAGCCUCAGACUGAUCAAGUGUCCCGAUUGUGAUAAGUUCUUCAAAACAAUUCAAUACAUGAAGAAACAUCAUGCCAAGAGUCAUGUUCAAUAA
This is a messenger RNA of Bicyclus anynana (squinting bush brown), 834 nucleotides long. Its product is annotated as zinc finger protein 26-like. Gene Ontology annotation, molecular function: DNA-binding transcription factor activity, RNA polymerase II-specific; RNA polymerase II cis-regulatory region sequence-specific DNA binding. The record is from RefSeq and is a predicted model, not a curated record. The coding region runs from base 1 to 834 and encodes 277 amino acids. NCBI's taxonomy places the organism in Eukaryota, Metazoa, Arthropoda, Insecta, Lepidoptera, Nymphalidae. Gene Ontology annotation, biological process: regulation of DNA-templated transcription. The transcript has a single exon.